AUGUCAAACAUCCCAAUAGUGGAUGUGGCUGCCCAACUGAACCGGAUGGAGGAACGUAUCCUACGUGAGCUGCGAGAUCUACGUGCAGAGUUAACUCGAGAAAACAGGAAUAACUUCGUUAGAAUGAUUAAUUCUAAAGUCACCAGUGAUACUACGGCCUUGGAGGAACUACUUGGUCAAGACGGUCAACCAAUUCAAAACUUUCCGGAGACGUCUGCCCACAUUCAUGCCAUGGAUAGUGUAGCUGUCAACAAUCUUCUCGUUGCCCUUGGUUUGCCAGUAGGGGGCAGGGUCGAUGUUCGAAAGAACAGAAUUCGUCGACAUAUUGGUCCUCUAUUCGAUACCCAACGAGAUAGUUUACCGCACAUAAUCAAAAUUGGUCUCUUGACACGUCGGGUGUUUACCACCUCACUGAAAAAGAGUACCGAUAAGCCAUCUGGCAUUGGGGAAGGUUCUCAUGGUCACUACCAACUUGCACGAAGUGUUUCGGAGCGUGGAAACGACACUGUAAUUAUGAACAUGCAAUAUGAGUUCCUCAAUAAAAAGCUCGAUAGUAUGGAGUUGCACCUCAACGAUAAAUUCAACUCAAUGGUCAAAAGGUUCGAAUCAAUAGACAAAAGGUUCGAUGGGGUAGAAGCAAGGUUCAAUGGAAGGGUUGAAGCGCUAGACAGGAAGAUGACCACUCUAUUCUUAGCACUUGGGGCCCUGGUCUUGGCUACUACUGCAUGGGUGCGUUUCUUUGUUUUUCAUCAGGUUGCUUGUUUACCGAACAGACCUCUGGAAUUAUAA
This is a messenger RNA of Morchella importuna, 789 nucleotides long. RefSeq lists its product as uncharacterized. The record is from RefSeq and is a predicted model, not a curated record. The transcript is spliced from 10 exons. The coding region runs from base 1 to 789 and encodes 262 amino acids. Lineage: Eukaryota; Fungi; Ascomycota; Pezizomycetes; Pezizales; Morchellaceae.